AUGACUGGUCGCAUGAGGUGUUAUUAUGAUCCUCCCGACUCCUCGUUCAUUCUUGACAAGGGCGACUCUGGAGAUCCCGCGGGAAGAAGACGGACUUGCAGACGGCUGCCGAUGCUCCAGCCCGGCCAAUUAGAAUCCUUCCCGAGCCCGCGGCCCGUCCAGACUUGCAAACAUUCUCGAGUCUACCAGCAAGCCAUCCACGGAUACUGCUUUACUCCUCAAUUCCCGCUCAUCUCACUAUGGGUCCGAAAUCAGGUAAUGCCACCACGGCUUCCGGACGUCCCCGAAGGCGGGCCGUCGAAGCAUGCUCGUUCUGCCGACGGCGCAAAGUUCAUCAAGUGCAAUAACGAACAGCCUACGUGUGCUAAUUGCAAGACAUAUGGCAAAGACUGUGUCUAUGAGCCUCUGGCUAGCCCUGACGCAAGUACACUGCACUCAACACCAACACGACGUCAUGCCGAGCGCCAAAGAGGUGCUUUGAGGGUCACGAGACGGGAAACCCACACCCCGACAAGUGUCCGGGAUGGUAGUGUACGCAAUGACACUCCCGCGGAUCGCAACGACGCCGCGCGCUCACCAAACCCCGAUGACCACGAUCCUUCUACCCAUUCACCCCGGCUUACCAGGACAGAACGCCCGGAGAACUCAGCGGAACAGGCGUCUUCCCAUCGCGGGGAUGUAUCUCGUAUCGUGGUAUCCGCAAAUGGAGUUUCGAGCUACCAUGGCCGCACCAGUGCAUUAUUCGAGGAGAAUCCCCAGGAGCGAUUCUCGGUAGCUGAUCUGCGCCCCCGGAUGCCAGAUGACUGGAUCGAGAAAGGCCUGGUUGCAGAGACAGCCAAACAACGUCAACUUGAAGAGUUCAAUCAUCGAGCGGGAACGCUCGAUUUUGACGGCGUGGACCCAGAGCUUGGCAUGCAUCUCUUGUCCCUGCACUGGAAUCGCCAGCAUCACUCAUUCUUGCUCACCUAUCGACCCGCAUUCAUGCGAGAUAUGGCUUGUAAUGGGCCAUACUUCUCCAAGAUACUCUUGAACGCCAUCUACUUUGGGGCUUCCAAGUUCAGCCCCCGGAGAGAGGUACGGAGGGACCCCAAUGAUGUUCGUACUGCCGGCUGGGCUUUUCGCGAGCGUGUGCGCAAAUUACUCGGUGAUGCGCUUGACAGUAGUGAUAUUACAACGAUUCAAGCUUUGCUGGUGAUGACGAACUCGCUGUUUGCGCUAGGGGACGAGAGAAGCGCGGCUUGGUUGUAUGCUGGGUUGGCAUUCCGAAUGAUCAUAGACCUGGGCAUGCACGUAGAUGCUCCAGGUCUUGGUGUAACUCGCAAAUUUUCUGAUGAGGAUCUAGAGAUACGUCGGCGGGUCUUCUGGGGGGCAUUCGUUGUCGACAAGAUCCAGAGUCUGUAUCAAGGGCGUCCAGCAUCCCUGAAAGAGUCUGACACCCUGGUACCGAUCAAGUUCCUCGACACAUUUGAAGAGUUUGAGAACUGGAAGCCGUUUGCCUACUCUACCGACGCCACUAACUAUCCUGGUUCGCCCGCCUAUAGUGUAUCGACAUUCACGUAUCUGUGUCGUCUCUCAGUCGUCAUGAGCGAUAUACUGAGUUGCAUCUACACGGAGAGGGCAUUCGACAAGAGUGCUGCGGAGCUUUCCACAAUGUUACAGACCUUGAGCUCGAAGUUGGCAACUUGGAAGGAUGCACUCCCAGCACAUCUUAUCUUUGAUCCAAAAAGCAAUGACGCUGUGCCGCCACCGCAUGUCCUUAGUUUGUACGCCAUGUACCAUGUUCUUACCAUCCUUCUCAAUCGCCCGUUCGUAGCUGAUGGCCAUCUUUACAACACGUCUCGCUCCGUCUCUGUCAACUCGUUCAUCACUUGUGCGUCUGCGGCCGACAGCAUAGUAAGCGUUCUUCGGGUCUACGAUAGGGUAUUCUCCGUUCGUCAUGCGCCAUAUUUGAUCUCGUAUGCCACGUACGUUGCGGCAACGAUACACGUACGAAUAGCUGCCAAAAGAAGCACGGAAUCGGAGGCUCGAGAACGUCUGGAAACUUGCAUGUCAGUGUUCCGUGAGAAUCAAGAAACAAACUGGGCUGUCAGGAGGGCCAAAACAAUAGUCGAAGGCUUGAUGGCGAGACUUGGUGUUAGUCUCGGUGAGCAACAAGGCACGCAGCCGAGGAACCGCAUACAAGCCAGCAAAAGAGCGCGUUUAGCCAUGGCCACCACUCAGGACAAUGCCGAAGGCUCAAAUAGCCUGCCUCAAGUAUUUCAGAGUCAUGCGCCUCAGACAGCACCCGGGAACGAGACACCUCCAUUAGGGUGGUCGGAUAUCGAUGGGAUCAUUCAGAGUUUUGCAAGAGGUCAAGAUCCUAACGCAGCUUCAGCGGAUCCGGCACAAGCAGAUGUUCAUUUUCAACAAGUCCCACAGCCCGCGUAUAACCAAGCUUCCAGCUUUGGUCCCUCGGGUUUUAGUGGCAACCCAGCCUGGUUCCAGGGGGUGCCAGAAGGAGACGGCGGUUCGGCCUCCUUUGAUGACUUACUCUUUGGUUUCAACGGAUCCGCGUUGGAUAGCAUGUUUUCUUGA
This is a messenger RNA of Colletotrichum lupini, 2574 nucleotides long. Its product is annotated as fungal specific transcription factor. Gene Ontology annotation, biological process: DNA-templated transcription; regulation of DNA-templated transcription. Gene Ontology annotation, molecular function: DNA binding; DNA-binding transcription factor activity, RNA polymerase II-specific; zinc ion binding. The record is from RefSeq and is a predicted model, not a curated record. The transcript is spliced from 7 exons. The coding region runs from base 1 to 2574 and encodes 857 amino acids. NCBI's taxonomy places the organism in Eukaryota, Fungi, Ascomycota, Sordariomycetes, Glomerellales, Glomerellaceae.